GCUGUUUUGCCAGUAGAACUUUGAGAACAGCAAUGAAAAUCUGACAUUCGAUGUGAUCUGAGGGAGGAAGGGGUUAAGGAGUUUGAGAAUUGAGAAGGCAGGAUAAACUGCUGAAACAAGUCACACCUCUCACUGAGCAAUUCAGACUCACAUCAAACGUCUUCUCAUUGGUUUCCGUCUCACAUCUCACUCGGUAAUGAGGGUGUCCAGUCCCAGAUCAACCCACCUUGCGGUUAGAGAGGUUAAACUGGGCAGAGGACCCACCCAAAUAUGUAGCUCCGAGAGAUCUGAUCUGCACAGACAGUAACUCCAACACCCAGCCCCGAACAGCCAGACAGUGAGUGGAGGUCCAUUCCUGGACUGUCAGAUGUAACAACAACCACUUGGAGAAGUGCUAUCAACGAUCUUGGGUCUAGAGGAGAACCAAGAGUCAGCAGCAUGAAGUCUACUCUGUGGUCGUCUUUCUCAUCAACCACCAAGAAAAGACUAAGCAGACACGGGAGGCACGCAACAUAUCUGUAUGGCGGGGAUGUCCCAGCUAGGUCCAGAGUGCGAAGGUCCAGGCUGGAAUGAAACCAAUUCGGCUUGGUUUUUUUUUCACUCGAUGUUUCCAGUAAACUCACCGCAAUAACUUCUACCUUCACUGCGAGGGUCUUUGCCUUAGCUUGAUGUCUUUUUAUGAGGAUUUUUGGAGUGUUUUCAGACAUGGCUGUAACCAGUUACUAGGAAUCUGACAUCAGCAGAAGACCUGGAAGGACAGGUGAGGUCUGAAUCUCCAAGUUUAAAGUGCAUGCCUUCUGCCUCUCAAGAUAUGGAGUGCCUGUUCAGAAGGAGAAGGUUUCUAAAAACAUGUAUAAGUUUGUCUGUAUUUUGUGUCACGCUGGUAACAAUACAUAAACUUAAACUGGUUGAAGACUCAAGGAUCAUGAGUGACUGGUUGCUAGCUGAAAACAACUCCUACAAGAGAAGUUUCCAUGCAACCAGUGGCUACUCUUCUAAGAAAGAGGGCCCAGGACAUGGUCCAGGUGGGACUCAUUUGUCACCUGCAAGGUGGGACAUCAACGAGACCAAUUGUCCAGAAAACCGUCCUCUAAGGAGUCAACCCUGGUUCAGAAAUGUGGACCCUAGGUUUCACCAAUUUAUCUUGCACAGACACUGCAGGUAUUUCCCACUUUUGUUGGACCACCCUGAAAAGUGCCAAGGAGACAUCCACCUUCUUAUUGUGGUGAAGUCUAUAAUUGAGCAACAUGAUAGAAGAGAUGCUGUGAGGAAGACAUGGGGUAAGGAAAUGGUGGUAGAUGGAAAGAAAAUUAGAACUUUGUUUCUGCUGGGUACCACAUCAAUUGGGAAAGAUCACAGGAACCUCCAGAGACUGAUUGAGCAAGAAGACCAGAUUUAUGGGGACAUUCUUCAAUGGGAUUUCAUGGACACCUUUUUCAAUCUAACUCUUAAGGAAGUUAACUUCUUAAAGUGGUUCAACAUUUAUUGCCCUAAGGUUGAAUUUAUCUUCAAGGGAGAUGAUGACAUUUUCAUGAAUACUAAAAAUGUAUUAGACUUUUUGGACUUCAAAAUAGGAGACCCUUUCCUGCCCAGCUUAUUUGUGGGAGAUAUUAUUUCUAGAGCUGUACCUAUUAGGAACAAACAAAGUAAAUAUUUUAUCCCCAAAGAGUUGUAUGAUAAACCAUACCCUAUCUAUGCUGGAGGGGGUGGGUUUUUAAUGGCCUCUACUUUGGCCAGAAGAUUGUUUACAGCUUCUGAGAAGAUACAGCUAUUUCCUAUUGAUGAUGUAUUUUUGGGGUUGUGUCUGAGCAGUAUAGGUGUGCAGCCCAAGGCUCAUCCAGGAAUAAGGACAUUUGGAAUAAGCAAAAGGAGGUCUAGUGCCAUGAAUAAGGACCCCUGUUUCUAUAAGAGCUUGUUGGUGGUGCAUAAAAUGAGCUCAGAAGACUUGCUAAAUAUGUGGAAUGUUGUCCAUGGAACAAAUAUCACUUGUGCUAAAAGUGUUCAUUUAUAGGAAAAUCUAAAUCACCCUGUGUCAAGAAGAACAUUUGGAAAGAUGAAAAAGGAAAUGAUAAUUUAAAAAACAAUAAGAGAACGAAAAGCAAGACAUAUCUCCCCCCUCCAUCCGCUACCCCCAAUUUCAGAUAUAAUUAUAUGGUUAAAAAAAUUGGAUUAUUCUUUGUUCCAAUUUUUGUUAAUUUGGUAUAAAAUUAUAUCUAGAACUGUUGGUCAUUUUAUUUUUCAGUUACUGUUGAGGUCUAUUCACUAAACAACAAACUAUAGUAAAUUAACAUUCUAAACUGAAAAGUUUUGGAAAUUUCAGCAGAUUUAAAAAAAAUAUAUAUUCUGUUCAGCUAAAAUCACAGUUCUGCUAUUUUAUGUUUUUAGUUCUACAGUUUGAUUAUUUCAGCCUAAAUGUUGAAAUUUGACAGUCAAUUCACUAAUUUGGUUUUUAACUCUUUCAGUGCUGAAUAUAUGACCAGUACAUUGCAAAGCAUUGCAACACAUCUAACAAUGUAAAUUAGGGAUUAUGAAUAAACAUAAUUACAAUUAUUCACUGCUCUCCAACUUUUAGCAAAUUGCGAAUUGGAAACUAAAACAGGCCAGGCAAAUCAGAAUUUUACAAAUCAAUUUAUAAUUAGGAUUUUUAGGCCUCAAUUUAAUAUUUUUGGAUACGCUUUUCACAUGAUUUAAUAUUUUGGGAUACAUUUUUACACUUUCCAAAAUAUAAAAAAAAUAGCAAACAAAAUAUCAACAUAUAAAAAAAAAAAUAGCAACAUAUUAAAACAUUUUUCAAAAUAUUGAAUCAUGUGAAAAGUUUAUUCAAAAAUAUUAAACAGUUGAAAAGCCUAUCCAAAAAUAUUAAAUCAAGGCCUUUAUUUACUAAAAUUCAGAGUUUAGCAAAUAACUCUGUCAUUGACCAAAAUAAAUAUAUUUCUUAAACUCAGUUUACCAGAAAUCAUGAUAAUUAAAUGGCAAAAUUAACCAAUGGUAACUGAAUGCUAAAAUCAACCGAUAUUACAAUAAAAUAUAAAUCAAGUGGAACCUGUUGGUUUUUUUCACCUAUAAUGAAACAAACAGAAAUGCAUUAAAAAAAAAAACCCACAUCAAAAACAUAUUGCAUAGACUAUAAAUUAAUCGAAUGUUCCAUUUACAAUAUUCAUUUGACACAGAUGAUAAAAAACAUAAUUUCUUACCCUUUGAUACAUUUAUACGGUGGAGUAUUUUCUAACUGGCGAUUGGGCUAAUUUAAUCUUUUUUUUGAAAAUUGAAAUGUUAAAUGUACAUUGCAUGCAAACGUCUCUUUGGAGGUAUUUGGCUCGAAAAAAAAAGUAUGUUUAAACAUAUUGGAACAGGCAGUCUAUUGUACUGUUGUGCUCUCAUACUGGAGUGUAACAAAUUGCAGAAAAAUACUUUCAAAUGCAAUAAAAUCUGAAAAAUAUGAUUUAAUAAA
Messenger RNA from Pelobates cultripes (western spadefoot toad), 3451 nucleotides. NCBI's taxonomy places the organism in Eukaryota, Metazoa, Chordata, Amphibia, Anura, Pelobatidae. The record is from the annotation of a GenBank genome assembly.